Molecule: messenger RNA, 645 nt
Organism: Didymodactylos carnosus
Lineage: Eukaryota; Metazoa; Rotifera; Eurotatoria; Philodinida; Philodinidae
Source: the annotation of a GenBank genome assembly
AUGAUGGAAGUGAAUACCGAAUACAGAGAAACGUUCAAAAUUCACACAACGAAGAUUACGCAGUUGUUAAUGAAUGAAGUGAAAAAUGAACAAGUAAAUGCUGAUAUUGUAGUAUGUACCUCAUGUGGUGAUAGUAUUUUGUCCAAAUAUUAUCUUCGUGUAGCUGAUAAAUUAUUUCAUGAAGAAUGUCUUCAAUGUACAAUUUGCAAACUAUCGCUCGAAUCUCAAAAAUCAUGUUUUAUCAAAGGAAUUCAAAUAUUUUGUCGUCAAGAUUAUUACAAACGUUACAGCAGUAUAAAAUGUUCAAAAUGUGAUAGAAAUAUUCAGCCAAGUGAUUGGGUUCGUCGUGCAAAAGAACAUGUUUAUCAUUUGGCUUGUUUUGCUUGUAAUUCAUGUAAAAGACAAUUAUCUACUGGAGAAGAAUUUGCAUUAAUAGAUUCUGCCGUACUAUGUAAAACUCACUACUGUGAAAAUUCUGAAAAUGAUGAUUCAAGACAUGGCAAAGCCAAGCGAGUUCGAACAACUUUCACCGAGGAGCAACUUCAAGUAUUGCAAUCAAAUUUCGAAGUAGAUUCAAAUCCAGAUGGACAAGAUCUCGAGAGAAUAGCACAGAUUACGGGUAAGCCAAAACAAGUUUUUAAAUGA